AUGAUAUCAGGAAGUAGUAUUAAUUUUUGGAUCAAAAACACUGAAUGGAUAUGUUAUUAAAAAAUUAAAGAUCAUUCUAGUUCUAUAUUUGGAUUAAGUUUUAAUGUAUAAUAAAAUAGAGUGUUAUGUGUGGUUAUGAUAAAUUAAUAUUAAGAAUAGAGCAACAAGGAUUAAAUAAUGAAUGGUUUUUAAUAUAAAGAUUACAGUUUAAUAAUUUGGAUAUCGAGUAUGCUUUAUUGA
This is a messenger RNA of Paramecium pentaurelia, 240 nucleotides long. The record is from the annotation of a GenBank genome assembly. Lineage: Eukaryota; Ciliophora; Oligohymenophorea; Peniculida; Parameciidae.